AGAAAAAAGAAUAAUAGCUUUCACUUUUACAGACCAAACUUGAAGACAAAAGACAAAUAUGGUUUUAUUUUUAUUUUUCUCUUUCUUCAGAGCUUUCAACCCCAUUAAUGGAGGGAACUCAACUUUACAAAAUUUCUCUCAAUGCAAAAUAAAGCUGUAAAAAUUGAAAGCAACAACAAAUAAAUUUUAGGUUGAAAACUUUCUGGCGCCAUUUGUUUUCACCUACCAAUCUUUCAAAAAAAUCAAAUCUUUUUCGUCUCUUUUGUUUGUUUGCUAAAUUUCUAGAACAUAGCUCAUUAAAAGGAGAUUUAUGGAGGUUGAAGACAGGGAGAGCACGGAUUCCGGCUCGCUGAGCGGCAAUCCGGACUCCGAUUCGCCGCCGCUCAGUGGUGGCGAUUAUGUUUCUCACGGCGGCGUUGGUGGCGGAGCCGGCGGUGGCGGUGGAAUGGUGCCGGAGGUGGCGAGCAUGGGUAUAGGUAUGGGUUUGGAGAAGAGCGCGGCGGCGGUGGGGGUGGGUGGCGGAGGCGUUGGAGGUGGCGGACUGGUGAUUGAUGGUGGUGGCGCCGCCGUGUUGGGUGGCGGAGGAGGACUAGGAGUGCGUGGUGGUGGUAAUGGUGAUUUGACGAUGGCGAAGAAGAAGAGAGGGAGGCCGAGGAAGUAUGACGCCGACGGCAACUUAAAUCCCGCGUAUAUUAGAUCGCCGACGGCGAUGCAGGCCGCCGCCGGCUUCACUCUGUCAACGCCGCGGUCGUAUGAGAACUCCUCCGGCUCCAAAAGAGGCCGCGGUAAACAUUCGGCCACCGGAAAUUGGCAAAUUCUUGCGUCUUUGGGUGAAUUGUUUGCAAACACUGCAGGAGGGGAUUUUACGCCGCAUGUUGUGACUGUACAUACAGGAGAGGAUGUUGCUGGGAAGAUACUCACCUUUGCUCAGAAGGGUCAUAGAGGGAUCUGUGUUCUUUCUGCCAAUGGAUCUGUCUCCAAUGUUACGCUUCGCCAGCCCAGUACGUCUGGCGGUCUACUCACAUGCGAGGGGCGUUUUGAGAUCUUAACUCUAACGGGGUCAUACACGGUCUCUGACAACGGUGGUAUAAAAAGCCGAUCUGGUGGAUUAAGCGUUUCGCUAGCUAGCCCUGAUGGUCGCGUAAUAGGUGGUGGCGUUGCAGGUUUGCUCAUGGCAGCUAGUCCGAUCCAGAUUGUAGUCGGAAGCUUCGUGCCAAACGGUUUCAAGAUGCAGAAGCGAAAGCAGCAGAGCGAGCCAAGAAUGGCCCCUGCAGCCCACUGCCCUCCGGCCACUGUGACUGCAGCAACACCAAUAUCACAGGCGCCACCAGAGACGAACAUCUAUCCCAACCAGGCAUCACACUACCAGGGGGAGGCCGAUAACAGCUUAAGCAAUAAAGACCAGCCAAAUUCCGCGUCUACUGACAACACUGCUGAUUGGAACGGCUCCGAUCACAGGCCGUAUCCUGACAUUAACAUUUCUGUAUCUGCAGAGGAGCACUGAUCGGAUCGAAGCUAGUGACUUUUUUUUUUAGUUGGUGUUUUGGAUUAACUGUUGUCGGAAAGGAACUGCUCCGGUUAGCUCUAGCCUCAUAUAUUUUUAGUCAUGCUCGUCUAGAAAUUACAGACGUUUUUCUCUUUUUACUUUUUUGUUGAUGACUCUGUUUUCUCUUUGAUAUUUAUGUCUACUUGAUUAUUCUUCCUUGCUGAAAUGAUCAACUAUCUCACCAUUUUGCUCU
Messenger RNA from Salvia miltiorrhiza (redroot sage), 1739 nucleotides. Its product is annotated as AT-hook motif nuclear-localized protein 7-like. Bases 311 to 1504 code for a protein of 397 amino acids. The transcript has 5 exons. Lineage: Eukaryota; Viridiplantae; Streptophyta; Magnoliopsida; Lamiales; Lamiaceae. Gene Ontology annotation, molecular function: minor groove of adenine-thymine-rich DNA binding. The record is from RefSeq and is a predicted model, not a curated record.